AUGCUGUCCAAGGUGGUGCGCGACGGCGUGUGCGAGCUCACGCUCACGAGCGCCAAGACGCGCAACGCGCUCGGGCUUGGCCUCAUCCGCGAGCUCCAGGACGCUCUCUGUAGCAUCCAUGAGGACCGCGCUGUUCGCGUCGUCGUGCUCGGCGCGGAGGGCCCGGCCUUUUGCUCGGGGCACAACCUCAAGGAAAUGCACGCAGCGCGCGAGGCCUGCGCCUCCAACGACCAAGUGCUCGCAUCGUCCGACGGCGCGCGUGAGCUCAAAGAGACAUUCGAUGCGUGCAGUCGCAUGAUGCAGUCGAUCCUGACCUUGCAUCAGCCCGUGAUCGCCAAGGUCAACGGCGUCGCGACGGCAGCGGGGUGCCAGCUCGUCGCGACGUGCGACCUCGCGUUUGCGACGCCCCAGUCGCAGUUUUGCACGCCCGGCGUCAACAUUGGGCUCUUUUGCUCGACGCCAGGCGUCGCGCUCGGCCGUGCCGUCGGCCGGAAGCAGGCCAUGCGCAUGCUUCUUACUGGCGACCUUGUCUCGGCCGACGACGCUGUGCACAUGGGACUCCUCAACGACGUUGUGCCCGAGGCGGAGCUCGACGCCCACGUGAGCGCUCUCGCACAGCAGAUCGCGUCCAAGAGCCCAACGGCACUUCGCCUCGGGAAGCGCGCCUUCUACCGGCAGCUCGAGAUGCCCGUGGGCGAUGCCUACGCGUACGCCUCGUCGGUGAUGUGGACCAACAUGAUGGCCGAGGACGCCCGCCACGGCAUCGGCGCCUUCCUCGCCAAGACCACACCCACGUGGCAAGACUAAGAUUCUUAAAUAACAAGAGACGCCGCGAGCACCGUGGUCGCGCGAGAGA
Molecule: messenger RNA, 856 nt
Organism: Saprolegnia parasitica CBS 223.65
Lineage: Eukaryota; Oomycota; Saprolegniomycetes; Saprolegniales; Saprolegniaceae
Exons: 5
Coding region: 1-807 (268 amino acids)
Cellular component (GO): mitochondrion
Molecular function (GO): hydro-lyase activity
Source: RefSeq, a predicted model, not a curated record